Marmota flaviventris (yellow-bellied marmot) is the source of this 1950-nucleotide messenger RNA. RefSeq names its product sodium channel epithelial 1 subunit gamma (gene Scnn1g). The record is from RefSeq and is a predicted model, not a curated record. Lineage: Eukaryota; Metazoa; Chordata; Mammalia; Rodentia; Sciuridae. Gene Ontology annotation, molecular function: ligand-gated sodium channel activity. Gene Ontology annotation, biological process: sodium ion transmembrane transport. Gene Ontology annotation, cellular component: sodium channel complex; plasma membrane.
AUGGCUCCCGGAGAGAAGAUCAAAGCCAAAAUCAAGAAGAAUCUGCCCGUGAGAGGCCCUCAGGCACCCACCAUCAAGGACCUGAUGCGGUGGUACUGCCUCAACACCAACACCCACGGCUGCCGCCGCAUCGUGGUGUCCCGCGGCCGCCUCCGUCGCCUCAUCUGGAUCGGGAUCACGCUGAUGGCGGUGGCCCUCAUUAUCUGGCAGUGCGCGCUCCUCGUGUGCUCUUUCUACACUGUCUCCGUCUCCAUCAAGGUCCACUUCCAGAAGCUGGAUUUCCCCGCUGUCACCAUCUGCAACAUGAACCCCUACAAGUACAGUGCCGUGCGUGACCUUCUGGCUGACCUGGACAAGGAGACCAGAGAGGCCUUGAAGUCCCUAUUUGGCUUUUCAGAGGUGAACUCUCGGAAACGUCGGGAGGCAGAACCCUGGGAAGGCAUCCAGCCCAAAUUCCUCAACGUGGUCCCGCUGCUGGUCUUCAACAAGGAGGAGAGGGGCAAGGCCAGGGACUUCAUCACGGGCCGGAAGCGGAAAGUGAGAGGGAAAAUCAUUCACAAGGCUUCCAACGUCGUGCAUGUCCACGACUCCAAGGAGGUGGUGGGGUUCCAACUGUGUUCCAACGACACCUCGGACUGUGCCACCUACACCUUCAGCUCGGGCAUCAACGCCAUCCAGGAGUGGUACAAGCUGCAUUACAUGAACAUCAUGGCCCAGGUGCCUCUGGAGAAGAAGAUCAACAUGAGCUACUCUGCAGAGGAGCUGCUGGUCACCUGCUUCUUUGACGGGAUGUCCUGCAAUGCCAGGAACUUCACACUCUUCCACCAUCCCAUGUAUGGGAAUUGCUACACGUUCAACAACAGAGAAAACGAGAGCAUCCUCAGCACCUCCAUGGGGGGCAGUGAGUACGGGCUGCAGGUCAUCCUGUACAUAAAUGAAGAAGAGUACAACCCCUUCCUUGUGUCCUCCACGGGGGCCAAGGUGCUCAUCCAUCGGCAGGAUGAAUAUCCCUUCAUUGAAGACGUGGGAACCGAGAUCGAGACCGCAAUGUCAACCUCCAUUGGAAUGCAUCUGACGGAGUCCUUCAAGCUGAGCGAGCCCUACAGCCAGUGCACAGAGGACGGGGGUGACGUGCCAGUCAGAAACAUCUACAACGCUGCCUACUCCCUCCAGAUCUGCCUUUACUCCUGCUUCCAGACAAAGAUGGUGGAGAAAUGUGGGUGUGCCCAGUACAGCAAGCCCCUGCCUCCGGCUGCCAGCUACUGCAACUACCAGCAGCACCCUAACUGGAUGUACUGUUACUACCAGCUGUACCAGGCCUUUGUCCAAGAAGAGCUGGGCUGCCAGUCGGUGUGUAGAGAAACCUGCAGCUUUAAGGAAUGGACCCUGACCACCAGCCUGGCACAGUGGCCAUCAGAGGUUUCAGAGAAAUGGUUGCUGCCUGUCCUCAACUGGGAUCAAAGCCAACAAAUAAACAAAAAGUUCAACAAGACGGAUUUGGCCAAACUCCUGAUAUUCUACAAAGACCUGAACCAGAGAUCCAUCAUGGAGAGCCCGGCCAACAGUAUCGAGAUGCUUCUGUCCAACUUUGGUGGCCAGCUGGGCCUGUGGAUGAGCUGCUCCGUCGUCUGCGUCAUCGAGAUCAUUGAGGUGUUCUUCAUUGACUCCUUCUCCAUCAUUGCCCGUCGCCAAUGGCAGAAAGCGAAGGAAUGGUGGGCCCGGAAGCAGGGACCCUCCUGUUCCGAGGCUCCUCCCCCUAGGCAGCAGGGCCAGGACAAUCCGGCCCUCGAUAUAGACGAUGACCUGCCCACUUUCACCUCUGCAUUACGUCUGCCUCCAGCCCCGGGAGCCCAGGUGCCUGGCACACCACCCCCAAGAUACAACACCCUGCGCUUGGAGAGGGCCUUCUCCAGCCAGCUCUCAGACACCGAGGUGCCUGAGGAGCCCUGA